Messenger RNA from Lucilia sericata (common green bottle fly), 2566 nucleotides. RefSeq lists its product as uncharacterized. The transcript has 2 exons. The record is from RefSeq and is a predicted model, not a curated record. The coding region runs from base 959 to 2566 and encodes 535 amino acids. NCBI's taxonomy places the organism in Eukaryota, Metazoa, Arthropoda, Insecta, Diptera, Calliphoridae.
ACAGAAACCAGUUGGAGAAAUGUUAACAAGAUUGCCUGAUGAACCAUGGGCUACCCUUUGCGCUGACUUUGUAGGUCCCUUGCCCAGGUCAAAACAUGGAAAUACUAUGUUAUUGGUUUUCUUUGAUAAAUUUUCCAAGUGGACUGAGUUGGUGCCGAUGCGUAAAGCUACUACAGAUGGAGUAAUAAAGUCGUUUCGUGAACGAAUACUUUCUCGAUAUGGUAUUCCUAAAGUCUUAAUAACAGAUAAUGGAACACAAUUUACCUCAAGGAAUUUUAAACGUUUUCUAAAUGAAUUAGGCAUAAAUCAGCAGCUUACUGCACCAUACACUCCACAGGAAAAUCCUACUGAAAGAGCUAACCGAACAAUCAAGACAAUAAUCGCGCAAUUCUCAAGUGAUCAACACAAUAGAUGGGAUGAGUUACUCCCCGAGAUUAUGCUGGCUGUAAAUACCAGUGUAUCUGAAUCAACAGGAUUUUCACCAGCAUUUAUAACUCAAGGAAGAGACCCACGUUUACCAAAAACAUUGUACGAUGAGGUAACCAUUGGUACAGGAGUAGAAAGUUUGAGUUCAUCGAGACGAAAAGAUGAAAUGAAAGAUGUAUUCGAAAUUGUUAAGAGAAAUUUGAGCAAAUCAUUCGAAAACCAGAAAAGAUAUUAUAAUCUAAGAAGGCGUCAAUGGAAACCGAAAGUUGGUGAACUAGUUUGGCUCCGACAACACCCCCUAUCGAAGGCUACAGAUAAUUUUGCGGCAAAACUGGCUCCCAAAUUUGAAGGCCCGUAUUCCGUGAAACAUUUUCUAUCACCUGUAAUAGUAAAAAUUCAGAGAAUAGAAAAUCAGGAAGUUAGAACAGCACAUUUAAAUGAAAUUAAACCUUAUAUAAAUUAGUAUUUCUUAUUACUAAUUCUAUAUUCUUUUUAACUAUUCCUUAGACGACCGACAGAAAUAAAAAGAAAAAUGGACGGUAAGAAGAAAUUCGAUGACACCAGCAAGAAGUUCCGAAAACGUAUGGAAGAAGAGAAAGCGAAGGUUCGUCGAACCAUAUUUAUUGAUGACGAGAUGCCAACAACCAGCAAAAAGAGAAAGACAUGCAACCAACCCAGAAAAACGGCAACAUAUUUUCGUAUGAGCUCUGCAAAACCCCAAGCAACAGUCCGUACAAAAGAGAAAUUGCAGGAAAAGACGGAAGAUGUUUGCAAGGAGAACCAAACGCCACUAAAGAACAAAUAUAUCUCACCCAACAAGGGUAAAGAUCCUGUGAGAAAGGACAACAAGGAUGAAGUUAUAUGCCUGUCGUCCGACGAAGGAGAAAAUGAAGAUCAUGAAUGCUUAAACCCAACUGUCGAAGAAAAUAUACCACCUACUCCCGGUAACGACGUGGUAAACUCGCCUAUGUAUGCGCCACCAAAUUACCAUAUUGAUAAUCUGGGUAACGAGGAACAAGAACCAUGGUUCAGCCCGCUUUAUGGUGAACCAGAAGUUCCAAUGACACCUGGAAAAUCAAAUAACGACGCAUAUUCUCCGCCGUGCGACAGAUGCAAUAGUAAUGAUUGCAGUGAAGAAGAAUUAUUGCCACGACCGGAAGACGAUGUAGAAAUGCCAUCUCCUGAUGAAAUGGAAGAAAUCUUUCGUUCUUCAUUUGGACACUUCGACGAUACAUUAUGUCUCCGGCAACCAUCACCAACAUCAACAUCAUCACCAAAAUCGUCAACAUCAUCACCUCAAAGAAAAAGAAGUGGCUGGUUCACCAUUGACGUCAAAGACGAAAGAUGCCAUAAUUUUUGCGGUCAUAUGGGUUAUCAAAGAUCCAUUAUCUAUCGAUUCUGGGUCGACCAAGACAAACAAUAUCCAGAAAUCGGUGCUGAUGCAAAUGCAAAUAAAGAAAAUCAAUAUCUUGAUUCGCCCAGUUCAUCCCAAUUGUCAUGGCUAGAAGUUUCACCGAACCCCAGACUGGUCACCACCACUCCAGCACCUAUGAGACGUUUGUCACAAAGCUCGGCUGAGAAAUCACCAAGCCUUACGCCCGUGAUAUCAUUGUUUUCAACUCCAAUAUUGUCACCACUUAAUCUGUCAAUAUUAUCUUCAGUGGGGUCUCAUACUUCAAUAAAAUCGCAGACUAGCCUAUUAUAUUUCGCUCCGUCAUGCGCCCCUAGUCAAUCUAUAAGACAGCAUCAAUCAUCGUCAUCAACAUCAUCAUCGUCGUCAUCACCUUCAUCGUCAUCAACGUCGUCAUCGCCGUCAUCAGCAACAUCGAUAUCAUCACCCGUAUCAUCAACGCCUAAGCCAUCGUCCACAGAAAUUUUGGAAAUAGAAGACGAAAAUGUGCAGCAGCCAGAAGAAACUAGUGAUAAUAUCCCCAACCAAAGGAUGUCGCCAACAACUACACCAAUUCCAGGAUGGGACGAUAUAUCACAAAUGCCUAGCGAACUACGUGCCAAAAUUGAAGACAUUUGUAGUACCAGAAAAAAAGGUCAACGUGUAAAAUUUUUAUUCGCUGUCGAUCACCACACCUACAAUGUGACCAUAGCAAAGAGUGGUAACGCAAAAGCAGAGCUGCAUAAAUAA